This is a messenger RNA of Columba livia (rock pigeon), 3312 nucleotides long. RefSeq names its product galanin receptor 1 (gene GALR1). Lineage: Eukaryota; Metazoa; Chordata; Aves; Columbiformes; Columbidae. Gene Ontology annotation, biological process: positive regulation of cytosolic calcium ion concentration; G protein-coupled receptor signaling pathway; negative regulation of adenylate cyclase activity. Bases 210 to 1295 code for a protein of 361 amino acids. Gene Ontology annotation, molecular function: galanin receptor activity. The transcript has 3 exons. Gene Ontology annotation, cellular component: plasma membrane. The record is from RefSeq and is a predicted model, not a curated record.
GCCGCCUCCGCGCCUGGUGGCGGAGGCUGCGCCCCUGCGAGCCGCGGGGCACCCUGCCCGGCGACACCCUUCUCCCUUCCCUCCCUUUCUCCCUCUCCGCCGCCGCCCUGCCCUGGCUGGAGAGGGACGCCCCUGGCUCUUCGCGGUACCGGGAGGCGGUGGCUCCGUUUUCCGUCCGCAGAAACUUUGGCUGGCGUUUAAGGGGGAGGAUGGAGCCGGGGGAGCCAGCGGCUGCGCCGCUCAACCGGUCCCGACCAGGGGCAGAGCCUCCACGCGGGGAGUUCAACAUCUCUGGGCUACCAGAGACAGAGGGGAAGCCCCUCUUUGGCAUCGGCAUCGAGAACUUCAUCACCUUGAUCGUUUUUGGCUUGAUCUUCACCCUGGGAGUGGUGGGCAACUCGCUGGUGAUCACGGUGUUGGCGAGGAGCACGCCAGGCAAGAGCCGCAGCACCACCAACAUCUUCAUCCUCAACCUGAGCAUCGCUGACCUGGCCUACCUGCUUUUCUGCAUCCCCUUCCAGUCCACGGUCUAUGCGCUCCCCACCUGGGUGCUGGGUGCCUUCAUUUGCAAGUUCAUCCACUACUUUUUCACUGUCUCCAUGCUGGUGAGCAUCUUCACACUCUCGGCCAUGUCUGUGGACCGCUAUGUGGCCAUUGUGCACUCUCGACGCUCCUCAGCCUUGCGCAUCUCCCGGAAUGCACUGCUGGGUGUGGGGCUCAUCUGGGCACUGUCCUUUGCUAUGGCCUCACCCGUGGCUCACCACCAGCGCCUCUUUCACCGCGAGGCCAGCAACCAGACCUUUUGCUGGGAGCACUGGCCCAACCCACGUCACAAGAAGGCCUACGUGGUUUGCACAUUUGUCUUUGGAUAUCUGCUCCCGCUGCUGCUCAUCUCCUUCUGUUAUGCCAAGGUUCUUAAUCAUCUGCAUAAAAAGUUGAGAAUCAUGUCAAAGAAGUCAGAAGCAUCCAAGAAAAAGACAGCACAGACUGUGUUGGUGGUGGUGGUGGUUUUUGGCAUCUCUUGGCUGCCGCAUCAUGUGAUUCAUCUAUGGGCUGAAUUUGGAGUUUUCCCACUGACUCAAGCCUCCUUUCUCUUCAGAGUAACUGCACACUGCCUGGCUUACAGCAAUUCUUCUGUGAACCCCAUUAUAUACGCAUUUCUCUCCGAAAAUUUUAGGAAGGCCUACAAACAAGUCUUCAAAUGCCAGGUGGAUAAGGAGUCAUCUCUGAAUGAUGCUAAGGAAAAUAGAAGUCGGAUAGAUACGCCAUCAUCUACCAACUGUACACAUGUGUGAACUUUGAAAAGUCCUGUGUGCUGGCUCUUCAUUUGUGUGAAAUAAACACCUAGAAAACAAAGCACAAUGAGCUUUAUCCUGGGUUAAUCUUGAUGAAGCUAAUCAGUAUUCAUAUACUGAAGUUGGGUUUGUAGCAAAAGUUUGUGAAACUGGUAUGAAACACAACUGGCUUACUCCUCUGCAUCUUAGAUAGAUUUGUCAAAUGAAGCUCUUGGACAUUUAAAAGAUACUUGAGGAAAAAAAUGUUGGAGAUGAUACGUCUGUAUUCUUACUCACUAAGCAUACGGUGUGUGAACAUUCAAAUAUACAAGAAGGAGAAGGUGAUAUUGGACAGGUAACUUUCUGACUUGUUACUCCAUCAAAGUGAAGAGAUGGCUAAAUUUUCUGUCUUACAGAUAAUAAAUAUUAUAGUACUAUAAUUUCAAAGAGGAAAACUUUUGUUCUCCUCAAAUUGUUUUGACAAUGCCUUUUUUGUUUUUAAAGCAAAGAUGAGCUCUGAUUCAAAAUUGAAAUAGCUUAUGUAUAACUUGAGGCAAUUGCUUUAGAGAGGAAAUGCUAAUUUUAUCUGGUUAGCGGUCUUUCUAAUGUAACAUACUGAGUAAUGAUGGACUUUUUUCACUUCAUACGCCCGCCUUACUGUAUACACAGAAGUUUGUGUAUGCUAUGUAAGGUUUUGUUUGUGGCCUGCAUGUAGUUGUACCAAAAGGAGGAUUUGUGUCUGUCUGUGAUAAGCUUGUCUUCAUGUGUUGCAUGUGGUGUGUGUAUGUCUUGUUAACUUUAUAGACUCUGAAAUGGAGAGAGAGUUUUAAAUGUGCAAUGUACACAUAUGUUUUAAAAUGUCUCUCUAAACCGGAAAAAUUCAGAAGGAUGCACUUAUAAAGUAUAUAAGGUAAAUGGUCCAAUUCUUAAAAUUCCUAAAUAAAAUGAGUAAUUUCAGCCAUUUUAUAAAAAAUACUUCAUAUGUCUUUAAGUGGUAAACCACUUAAAAGUAGUGGUUUGAGAACAUUGUUGUUAGCUGGCGUAAGACAUGCUUUUCCCUUAUUUAUUAAUAACCUGUAGAUUCAUGGAGUAAAUUAAGUUGAAGGAGCCUCUGGACAUCCUCUGACAGCAGGGCUACCCUCAGAGUUGGAAUGCUGCCUUGUCUAGGCAAAUUUUGAAAAAUUCCAUGGAUGGCAAUUCAGCAAUUUUUUGGGGCAACCUUUCCCAGUACCUAAUCACCCUCACUCAUGGCUCAUCACUGUGCACUUGAGUAUUCUCCCUAAUGAACUAAUGCAUAAUUUAAGGUGGCAAUUAAAUUUACCCCCAGCUUUCUCUUCUGAAGCAAUGUGUGGUGCGCAGUCUCUCCUCAUCUGUUGUGCUCCAGCUCCCUGGCCGGACUAGUGAUGUUCCACUGGCCUUCCUCCAGCUUACCCAUCCCCCUCAUGUACUGGGGUGUUCAAAACCAAACAGUGUGUUCCAGAUGUAGCCUCAUGAGCACUGAGCAGACUCAUUGCUUCCCGUGACCCAUUGGCUGGUUCUUGCUAAUACAGCCCAGUAUUGCAGUAAUUUGUUGCUGCAAGGGUACACUACUGAGUCAUAUUUAAUUUCUGCUUUACAAGCACUCUCAAGUCCUUUUCUGCAGAAUUGUGCUUAGUCCAAGUCCAAGUUUCUGGACUUUGCUUUUGGGUUUGUUGAACUUCAUUCACUUGAUAGCCGUUACUUCCAUUCUUGUGCCUUAUAAGGGCUCUCUGAAACGCAUCCCUGCUCUCCAGCAUAUCCACCCCUCCCCUGGGUUUGGUGUCGUGUGCAUGCUUGCUGAGAGUCCUGCACCCUUGUCUGAAUCUUUGAAGAUGCGAAAUAGUGUUGGCCAUAUGCUCUGUCAGAUUCCCUUUUCUCCAAAAACUUGUUUUAAAGAAAAGGUUCAGAGUGGUGGGACACAUCAGCUAUGGAGUGUUAGUUCACAUGAAAAUAUCUAUGUUUUUGUGUCAGUAUUGUCUGCUUGGAAUAAGUAAAAUAAUGUUCAAGACAUGCUAUUGCA